Diversispora eburnea is the source of this 141-nucleotide messenger RNA. NCBI's taxonomy places the organism in Eukaryota, Fungi, Glomeromycota, Glomeromycetes, Diversisporales, Diversisporaceae. The record is from the annotation of a GenBank genome assembly.
AUGAAUACAUUUUUAAAUUUGGCAGAGAAUAAAAAAGACAAAAGGAGGAAUUUACUGUGCUGUAGAUCAUUUGAAGAUUGUCGAAAUUUAAUUUUCUUAAAUUAUAAGCUAUUUUAUCAUAUGACUAAAUGCAAGGGUUAG